AUGGCGGGCCAAAUCGACACCAAGAACAAGUUGUAUAAACUCGCCGCCGCACCUUUCAUCCUUGAACGCGACGGCGACUACGAUGCAGCAAUCCAAGUUUAUAAGAAUGCCAUUACCAUUCUGGAUGAGGCAACGAACACGUUCAAGAAAGGGAACUCCCCCAAGAUAUACAGGAAAAUGUUUGAGCGACAGGUGCAAAUCCACCGAGAACGUCUGGCCUACCUCGAGGAUCUAAAGCGCAAAGGCAGAUUUGACGGUAUAAUCUUGCCGCCAACAAUCCUAGACGCUAUGGAAGAAGUGGAGGAGGAGGAGGACGGGAAGAACAGGUCAUUGACACAGAUCCGCAAGGGACUGCAUACCUUCGGAAAAGCCAAUCCCACGGACGCCAGCGCAGCACCUGUCCACCUCCAACCAUUCCUCACAACCGACCCGUCCCAACGUCCCUUCUUCUCACUCACACUCUCCCCCUCGUUACCCACAGUCACAUAUCGAAUCACCCAUUCCUCAGAACUCGUCAACUUAGGCAUGCGCUCACAUUGGUACUUCGUCAAAGACGAAACAAACACACACGUUCUAUACGCCCUCCAAUUCGUCUGGAACAACGAUGCCCCCAUCGUCGACACCGUCCUCCGCCGCGCAGGCGAAUUUCUCCCUCAAGUCGGAGCGACGAGCGUUCGACUGCAGAAGAUGAAAGGCGGCAGCUUCCGGCUGAUAACCAGGACUGUUCCCGAUAUGGGCGCGAUAACAGAGAUUCCGGACGGAGAGAUGAAGCGGAGGGACUGGUCGCCGCGGCGAUUUGAGUACGGAGGACGCAACUUUGUUUGGAAAGAUGCUGCGGCAGAGGGGAAGAAGGAUGGUGGUAUGUUUGGGAAAUUCGGGUUUGCUUGGGAGGCUUUGUAUGAGACGAAGCGGGUGUGGGCUAAGGGCGGGAGUCGGACGGGCAAGAUGGAAGAUGAGACUGUUGGGCCGAGGCUCUGUUGGGGUGAGAAGAAAGGUGGGAAUGGGGCUGAUCAUAGUAUUCAUAUGGUUGGUGGGUUGGAUAUGUAUUUCAGGGAGCAUUUGCUUGCUGUGCAGUUGUCGAGGCUGGCUCGUGUUAGCUAUCCUCCACAGAAGGAUACUUCGGGCGUUGAAGCGGCGUCUGCUGGGCUGGGGUUGUUGUCGAUUGCUGCAACAUUGUCUUGA
Penicillium bovifimosum is the source of this 1182-nucleotide messenger RNA. RefSeq lists its product as uncharacterized. The record is from RefSeq and is a predicted model, not a curated record. The transcript has 2 exons. Lineage: Eukaryota; Fungi; Ascomycota; Eurotiomycetes; Eurotiales; Aspergillaceae. The coding region runs from base 1 to 1182 and encodes 393 amino acids.